This is a messenger RNA of Rubroshorea leprosula, 1371 nucleotides long. The record is from the annotation of a GenBank genome assembly. NCBI's taxonomy places the organism in Eukaryota, Viridiplantae, Streptophyta, Magnoliopsida, Malvales, Dipterocarpaceae.
UCACUAUCAUUUCAAAGAAAAUAAAAAAAAAAAAAACAAAAAAAACAAUGAUGCGUUUGCGCUUAACUUUUGUAGUUCUAUUAUCGCUAUUACUCUUCAAAUUUACUAUUCAUGCUCAAUCAAGUAUUUUUGAUGUUACAAAAUAUGGUGCAAAGGCUAAUCAAAAUACAGAUUUUAGUCAGGCUCUCCUAAGUGCUUGGAAAGAAGCAUGUGCAUUUACAAGUUCAAGUAAAGUUGUAAUUCCUCCAGGGACAUACCUAUUAAAUCCUAUAUUAUUAGAAGGCCCUUGCAAGGCCCCUGUAGAGAUCCAUGUCCAAGGCACAAUUAAAGCCCCAAUUGACCUUGGGAUAUUUAAAGAACCUAGUUGGGUAACUUUCAGCAACAUUGACCACCUUACCUUGUCCGGUGGUGGCGUCUUUGAUGGCCAAGGAACCAAUGUUUGGGGUAAAAACUGCAACAAAAAUUCAUUUUGCUCCUCGCUUCCCAUUAAUUUAAGGUUCAAUUUCAUUACCAAUGCCAUGGUCCAAGACAUAACUUCCAAGGACAGCAAACAAUUUCAAGUUAAUGUUCUAGGAUGCAAUAACUUUACCUUCCAACGCUUUAAAGUCAUUGCACCAGAGAACAGCCUAAACACCGAUGGAAUCCACAUCGGACGAUCCACCGGGAUCAACAUCACCAAUUCCAGCAUUGCAACUGGUGAUGAUUGCAUCUCUCUUGGGGAUGGCAGUCGAAAUGUGCAUGUCACUAAUGUGACUUGUGGACCAGGCCAUGGAAUUAGCAUUGGUAGCCUUGGGAAAUAUGAAAAUGAAGAACCAGUUGAAGGGGUCUUUGUUAAAAAUUGCACCCUAACAAAUACACAAAAUGGUGUGAGGAUCAAGACUUGGCCAGCUUCUAAACAAGGUUCUGUCACUGAUUUGCAUUUUGAGGAUAUUUUUAUGCAAAAUGUUGGAAAUCCUAUCUUAAUUGAUCAAGAAUACUGCCCGUGGAAUCAAUGUAACCUACAGCUUCCUUCACGAGUUAAGAUCAGUAAAGUGAGCUUUAAGAAUAUUUGGGGAACUACUUCAACUCAAGUUGCAGUGAAACUCGUUUGUAGCAAAAGUCUUCAGUGUGACAACGUGGAACUCAGUGACAUUGACCUUAAAUACAACGGAAGUGAAGGGCCUGCCAUAUCCCAAUGUUCCAACGUUCGUCCUUCACUUUUAGGCAAACAGAAACCAAAAGCUUGUGGAAGCUCUGUAACAUCUAUCAAUGCUUGAUUGGUUAAUUCAUCAAUUUGCCAUGCGAGUUAACAAAAUAUUUUAUAAUGGAUGGAGGAAAUUUCUUCAUCGAUUCUAAUUUACUAAUUUUUCUAAAUAAACGAUGUGCUAAAAC